Messenger RNA from Anopheles gambiae (African malaria mosquito), 1852 nucleotides. Its product is annotated as monocarboxylate transporter 7. NCBI's taxonomy places the organism in Eukaryota, Metazoa, Arthropoda, Insecta, Diptera, Culicidae. Gene Ontology annotation, biological process: monocarboxylic acid transport; transmembrane transport. The transcript is spliced from 5 exons. The record is from RefSeq and is a predicted model, not a curated record. Bases 169 to 1692 code for a protein of 507 amino acids. Gene Ontology annotation, molecular function: monocarboxylic acid transmembrane transporter activity.
ACGCCAGUGUGCGGCUGAUUGCACCGAUCGUCAUCGCCCCGCGUCCCGUCGGUGAGUUGUUAAAAAGCGAGCGCUAUGGUGCACUCGUGUCCGAGACGCAUAGUGUCAUCCGUUACGGUGAGUUGGUGACGUAUAGCAAGCAAACGGUGGAACGGAAACCCGGAAACGAUGGCCGCUGGUGAAGUGCAUAGUGGGCGGUACCGGCGGGUACCGCCCGAGGGUGGCUGGGGCCUGCUGGUCGGUGUCGGCAUGGCCAUGAUGUUCGUGGUGACGCUCGGUUCGCUGCCCUCGUUUGGGCUGAUGUUCGGCGACUUCCUGACGGACCUGGGCGAGGAAACGAGCGCGAUUGCGCUCAUCACGAGCUGCUUCUUCAGUGCGCUCAGCUUCGCCGGCCUGUUCACGAACACGCUGAUGAAGAAAACGUCCUGCCGGACGGUCGGGCUGAUCGGUGCGGUGUCCUACAUCAUUGGCAGCAUGAUGACGAUCUUUGUGCGCAGCACCAACGAGCUGCUGAUUUCGUUCGCCGUCUUUCAAGGCGCCGGGUUCGGGCUGAUGAUUCCGGUGUCGUACACGACGUUCAACGCGUACUUCGUGGAGAAGCGGGUGGUGAUGAUGAGCGUCGCCCAGACGCUCAUCGGGCUCGGCACGAUGUUCUAUCCCAUCUUCAUCCAGCGCUCGAUGGACGCGUUCGGCUUCCGGGGCUGCAUGGCGGUACUGGCGGCAAUCAACAGCCACACCCUGCUGGCGAUGCUCGUGAUGCACCCGGUCCAGUGGCAUAUGCGGCGGGUGCCCCUGGAGUACGAUCCCGUUCCCACCAGCGCACCCGUGGCGGUGGCGGCGUCGGACGAAAAGCCGCCCAAGACGGAGGACGACUUCCAGGAGCUGCCGGCCGGCCAGGGCCUGAGCCAGCGGAACGCCAAACUGCGCGGCUCCCGGCGGGCGUCAUCAAUACCCGGGCUGGGCAACUGGUCCGGCCCGGUGGUCGUUAGUGACAGCACGGAACGUGACACCAAGCCGGCGACCAAGUGGCAAAUUCUGGUCGACUUCCUUGACCUGACGCUGCUGAAGGAUCCAAUUUACGUCAACAUCGUACUCGGCAUCUCGUUCGCUCUCUACUCCGAUCUGGCCUUCUUCACCUUGCAGCCGAUGUACCUCUUCAUGCUGGCAUUAAGCAAGACGGACGUUUCGCUAAUCAUCGCCAUCGGUGCCGGAGCGGAUCUAAUAUCGCGCAUCUUCCUGGCCAUUUCGAGCACAUGUCUGAACAUUAAGGCCCGCUACGUCUAUCUGGCCGGGGCGCUCUUUACCAUUGUGGCACGUUUCGCAUUUUUGUGCGUGUUCGAUUUCUACGGCAUGGCCAUCGUAACGGCCAUUAUGGGCUUUCUACGGACCUGGAUCCACGUGCCGCUUCCGCUGGUGUUUUCCGAGCAUCUGCCCCAAGAAAGGUUUCCUUCCGGCUACGGUUUGUUUAUGUUUCUGCAGGGAAACAUUACGUUUGCGAUCGGCCCGAUAGUGGGCUACAUCCGUGACGUCACCGGAAGCUACAACGUGUCGUUCCACGUACUAACGCUCGUGAUGGCACUGUGCGUGAUACCGUGGUUCUUCGAAAUCUGCUACAUUCGGCUGAAGCGCAAGGCACGCACACCGGAGCUCGGCCACGUGACGAUACCGAUGAUACAGGAAACGAAGGCGUAGAGGAGCAGUAGUGGCUUGGCUUUGUUUCUUACUGUACUGGUCUUCUCGUUUGUGAUGCAAAAUGUACAUGUGUUCUAGUCACUCACAACGAUUUAGUGAUAUUACAUUGUACUUUAAUACGUCUUUUUAGGACAUAAGAUAUAAACGUACGUUGAACCCA